Messenger RNA from Magallana angulata, 2063 nucleotides. RefSeq lists its product as uncharacterized. The record is from RefSeq and is a predicted model, not a curated record. Lineage: Eukaryota; Metazoa; Mollusca; Bivalvia; Ostreida; Ostreidae. The transcript has 2 exons. Bases 68 to 1309 code for a protein of 413 amino acids.
AUCUACUUUCACAUUCAGAGACGGCAUGUUACUCCAUGAAACCGUCAUUUAACAGUUUACCGUCGAGAUGUCCAUCUUCUGGUGUAGAUAUGUACCUCAUUUUUCAAAGACUUUGAAGGAAUCACAGUUAUUCCAAAGGAGUCUAGAAGGGCUAAAAUGUUUCAUAGAAGCUCCAAAGGUUUACAACCAUUCCACAACAUUACGUAAUAGACGACAAAUGAGAGAAAUAGACAUUAAAAUGCCUUCAAAGUUUGUGAGGGAAAUAGAGAGAGAAGUGUUGAAGGUGAGGACAAACAUCCCGGCAGUCAAUGAACAUGUGAUCGCCUUUAUUAUGAGAGGGCUUCCCGCUCUAUCAUUGAAGACUGGUUGUGGAUACAGUGUAAGCACAAAGGAGGACAAAAUAUGUUUAUAUGUACAUUCCAUUGAAAAAGAAAGGGCUGAAAAUGCACUAGGGCCUGUAAGAGAAUGGCUCGAAACAACAAUAAAAACUGGUGUUCAGGUACACUCUUUCAAGCGGAAAUUGGUAAUACCAUUUGAGAGAAACUCUCCAUCUUUUAUAAUGAUUCAAGCCUUAGUGGCUGAUGGUCAUUACAAAAUCAGAGCCAUAGAAGAUAAAACUAAUACUCGAAUAUCAUUCUCAGCUCGGGGAGUCAAACCAAAACAAAUGACUGUCUAUGCACAUUCUGAGCAUGAAGUAGAAGAAGGUUAUAAACUUCUUUACCAAUUAGUCAUGCAAACUUUUAAGCAUUUGAGAAGUUAUUCAAAAGGAAAACUGUUGGUUCCGGAGAAUUUGCCAAAGGAUUUUGAUAUAUUUUCUUUCUUGGAACAAAUACCUUUAGUGUUGGAUAAAAAGUAUGGAGAUAAUAAACCCAUAGUAUCCCUUUGUUGGAACCAGGAUAGAACCUCUGAAGAGGAAAUUUAUGCAUAUUAUGACAUCAGAUCCAAAUGUCAACAUUCGGUGGAAGAUGUUAAAGGCCUGUUGAUUCAGCUGAUACAACAAGAAGUAGAGCAGUAUCAUAGACAAGCACAUGAAAUGGUUGUAUUUCCCCCAAGCAGUACUUAUGUUAAAUUUUCAAAUGUGAUGAACACCUCUGGACUCUCUCUGCUUCGUUCUUGGAUUGAGAAAGAUGAUUCUCUCAAAAACAUAAGACUGCAUUUUAAAGGAGACGAGGAAAGAAAAUUGGAGUUUAAGUUUCAAAAAACACAUAGUAAAAUUCACGUAAGAGGAGACAGUGAAGCAGAUGUACAGAAAGUUGUACAGGAAAUCAACAGGUUGAUCACAAACUAUACAGAUGUAUUCAUGCAUUGACUGAAUACAGUGAAGGCAUGGUCUAUCAUAGUGCUUGCUGUCAGAACAUUCCUUGAUGCUAAACAACAUGACAAUUUAAUACAUGGUAUACGAUCCUAAAAUGAGUGUAAGAAUUCACCAAUGUGAACUUUCUUCAUAGUUAAUCUUAGUACAUAUGGUCAGUAAAAACAAUAUGAGUUGAUCAGAAUUAAAUUGAUCAUCUUCUCAAUCCAAGGUUUUACAAUCUGCUCCUCCCCUGUUCAACUCUGUGAGGAUUUAGUAAAAGUUUCAUGUCAUCAGCUAUUUAUAUUUGAUCUGACACUGACUAACCAUUGCAUCCAAUCAAAAAGUGUUUUACCUCAGGCACGUAGCAUUGUUUUUGAAAGUGGGGGUCAAGUAUACCUUUAACUUCAAUUUCAUUGUUUAUUUCCUUAUUUCCAAUCCCAAAAAAGGGGUGAGGGCAACUCCAUCUUAAUUCUUUUUUUUGUACGUAAAUUUCAGAAAAAUCUUUUUUGUGCAAUAAAGUGAUGCUACGUGCCUGUACCUUCGACCAAGUGCAAGAAGGGUGAAUGUGUAAACAAUGUGUAAUUGAAACGGAUGUGAUUUCAUUUAUUAAUAUCUGGUAGUAAGCCCUUAUCAAAGGCUAUGAAACUUGUACCAAAUCUGCCAGGUUUGGAGAUGAUAAGAGCAGAUCGUUAAAUUACUGGCUAGUGAAGAUGAUCAGUGAUUUAUUGACAAUUUUUUAUUAACAUUUUAAAAUUAUUGUACACCCUGA